Molecule: messenger RNA, 1829 nt
Organism: Capsella rubella
Lineage: Eukaryota; Viridiplantae; Streptophyta; Magnoliopsida; Brassicales; Brassicaceae
Product: threonine synthase 1, chloroplastic
Exons: 1
Coding region: 72-1661 (529 amino acids)
Biological process (GO): L-cysteine biosynthetic process
Cellular component (GO): cytoplasm
Molecular function (GO): pyridoxal phosphate binding; threonine synthase activity
Source: RefSeq, a predicted model, not a curated record
UGUCUCUCUCGUGGCUCCUCAAAAUCCUCAGCCGCAUCUCACUUCUCUCUAUCUCUUCAAAAAAUAAAAAAAUGGCUCCCUCUUGUCUCUUCAAUGCCUCUGUAUCUUCCUUAAACCCUAAACAAGACCCCAUCCGCCGCCAUCACCACCACCACCGCUCUGCCUCCUUUCUCCGCUACCGCCCCGUCGUUGUCUCCUGUACCGCCGAUGGAACCAGCAGCAAAUCCCCGAUCGAAACAGUCGUCAAGCCUCACCGUACCGAAGACAACAUUCGAGAUGAGGCUCGUCGCAACCGUUCCACCGCCGUUAAUCCAUUUUCAGCUAAAUACGUUCCGUUUAAUGCGGCUCCUGGAUCAACCGAGUCUUACUCCCUCGACGAGAUCGUGUACCGUAGCCGCUCCGGUGGUUUGCUUGAUGUCGAGCACGAUAUGGAGGCUUUGAAGCGAUUCGAUGGCGCUUAUUGGAGAGAUCUCUUCGACUCCCGUGUUGGUAAAAGCACUUGGCCGUUUGGAUCGGGUGUAUGGUCGAAGAAAGAGUGGGUUCUUCCUGAGAUCGAUGACGACGACAUCGUUUCGGCCUUUGAAGGAAACUCAAAUCUGUUCUGGGCGGAGAGGUUUGGUAAACAGUUUCUAGGGAUGAACGAUCUGUGGGUGAAACACUGUGGUAUUAGUCAUACCGGAAGUUUCAAGGAUCUUGGAAUGACUGUUUUGGUUAGUCAAGUUAAUCGCCUGAGAAAGAUGAAGCGACCUGUGGUUGGUGUUGGAUGUGCCUCCACUGGGGAUACUUCUGCGGCUCUAUCUGCCUACUGUGCUUCCGCUGGAAUCCCAUCGAUUGUUUUCUUACCGGCGAACAAGAUCUCAAUGGCUCAGCUGGUCCAGCCGAUAGCUAAUGGUGCGUUUGUUUUGAGUAUUGACACUGAUUUUGAUGGGUGUAUGAAGCUGAUUAGAGAGAUAACAGCCGAACUGCCGAUUUAUUUGGCCAAUUCGUUGAAUAGUUUGAGGUUAGAAGGGCAGAAAACUGCAGCUAUUGAGAUUCUGCAGCAGUUUGACUGGCAAGUUCCUGACUGGGUGAUUGUUCCUGGAGGUAAUCUAGGAAACAUUUACGCCUUUUACAAAGGAUUCAAGAUGUGUCAAGAACUGGGACUUGUCGAUAGGAUCCCAAGGAUGGUCUGUGCACAAGCUGCAAAUGCUAAUCCUCUUUACUUGCAUUACAAGUCUGGUUGGAAGGAUUUCAAGCCCAUGACUGCAAGUACCACCUUCGCCUCUGCCAUUCAGAUCGGUGACCCUGUCUCUAUUGAUAGAGCUGUGUACGCUCUCAAGAAGUGCAACGGAAUUGUAGAAGAAGCCACAGAGGAGGAGCUGAUGGACGCAAUGGCUCAAGCGGAUUCAACUGGAAUGUUUAUCUGUCCACAUACAGGUGUAGCUCUUACCGCUUUGUUUAAGCUGAGGAACCAAGGAGUGAUUGCACCGACUGAUCGAACCGUGGUUGUGAGUACUGCUCAUGGGUUGAAAUUUACUCAGUCUAAGAUAGAUUAUCACUCCAAUGCCAUCCCUGACAUGGCUUGCAGAUUCUCCAAUCCUCCUGUUGAAGUGAAAGCAGAUUUCGGAGCUGUCAUGGAUGUUCUCAAGGGUUACUUAGGAAGUAAUACACUUACGUCAUAAGAGAAAGACCAUAAUCUUUAGCUGUUUUGUCUUUUCUAAAAACUUUUAGUCGUUUGUCUGUGUACUCUUCAACCCUCACCUUUCUGUUUUCUUUAUAUGUUUAUCAGUUUUCCAAUAAGUUCUAAGGCAAAGUUCGAACCUUUUCUAUGUAAACGAGUUAUCAUCUAA